Messenger RNA from Caenorhabditis auriculariae, 1447 nucleotides. Lineage: Eukaryota; Metazoa; Nematoda; Chromadorea; Rhabditida; Rhabditidae. The record is from the annotation of a GenBank genome assembly.
AUGGCCGAAAUCCAGGAGAACGGUGCACCUGACGCGCCUCCCUCGGAUCCCACCAACACGGCGGUGGCGGGAACUUCUGUCCGCACAGCCGUCCCUGGCGGUGUCGGUCAGGAAGCUACCUUUGCCGACGUCACUCAGGUACGUCCCUAUUUCUAGUCUCUAACAGCGAGAAGUUCAGGCUUACACGACUUACGCUCAAGAACUCCAAUCGACAUUCGACGGAUUGCGCAGAAGAGCCGUUUCGAUUCAAGAAACUGCGCCGCAGCAACUGAACGAACUGCAGAGCCAGCUGCAGCCUCAGACCAGGGAACUCAUUGAGGCCGUGACGGAGACGGUGAGUUGGGGGAGAAGAAGAUGAGUAUGGAAAUUCUGCAGCAAGCCCCGGUUGCGACAGGCGUCGGCUCCGUGGUGAGCAUUCUUUUGUGGUCUUCGGUUUCUCUGUUCGCGGCGGGAAUCGCCUCGAUCGCCGGAGCAUAUCUGCUGUCGCCUAUCCUCGGCGUCUUCUUGGGCCGUUUUGGAUCUGCCCUGCUCUCCCUCGUUGUCAUUCCUGUCGCCAGUUUCUACCUCAUCCAAGCUGUAAGAAUUAGUUUUUUAGAACAUCUAGUAGAGCAGAAAAGUUGGAAAGACAGUCGAGAUUUUUGCUAUGCGGAUUUUAGCGUUGAUCGGUUCCUAGAGAACAAAAAAACUACUCAAUUACUAGUUGACACAGCGAUAUUUUUUAAACCCUUGUCGCUGUCAUCAAAGAAAAAAUUAACGUGGAUUUUUGAUUAUUUUUCAAUUGCUUUGCUAAUCGUGUCUCAAGCUAGAAGCCGUAUGCAAGAGAGUGUUGAAUUUGUUUACUUAGAAACAAUCAAAAAUGGUGCUCGAAGUUGCACUUGUUGCACUUCAGAGAUCAAACUAUGUCAUUUUCUUGCAUAUACGGCAUUGAUGAGAUAAGAAAAUGAAACAAUCUCUUGCAGAAACAACAAGCGGGCGAGACAGACACGGACAUUCGGUCCCAGCUGCUGUCGAUCGCGACUGUUCAGGGACUGCUUCUAGGUCACGCCGUCGCCUACACUCACAUCUCCGGACAGCCGCUGGCGUUCUUGUCGCCCCUUGUGAUCGCCUUUGCCUACUCGUUGGUGUCGCGACAAGUCGGCGGCUCGCGAAUUCCCUUGCUCGGCGCGACUCUCGGAGCCAGCUUCGCGGCUCUUCUGCUGCUCGGCGCCGUGAGCGGCCUGCUCACGCCGGCCUAUUUUGUGCUCGCCACGCUGUACACGGCUUCUGCCGGGGCUGUCCUGCAGGUCGCCUUCAGGAACAUCCAGACCAACACUGUUCAGGUUUUUUCGCGCUUAUGAUGGUUCUUUGACUCGCUGUUCAGGUGCAUCUGUACCAGCUGGCUCUCGUGUCGUCUUUCCUCUUCUCGAAAGGACUUGUUUUUGCGCUCUUCGGAACCUCUGCUCGUUAG